This is a messenger RNA of Neolamprologus brichardi, 1077 nucleotides long. It is a transcript of the gene il12bb, whose product is annotated as interleukin 12B, b. The record is from RefSeq and is a predicted model, not a curated record. Gene Ontology annotation, molecular function: protein binding. Lineage: Eukaryota; Metazoa; Chordata; Actinopteri; Cichliformes; Cichlidae.
AUGCAUACAUUUUUGCUCAUGGUUGUGUGGGCUAUACUGAGUGGCGCCAGUGCUGACACCCAGCAAACAGAUGUCGAGACACUCAUGGAUAAUGUUGUGGUCCUGAGGGUGCCCUCUUUUACGGGUAGCAUGGUUCACGUUCCUUUGACCUGCGGAGAAGCUUUUCAGAAUGAGCCUGUGUUUUGGAAGAAAAAUGGUCAGGAGCUCAAUCCGCCUCUGCAGGGGAACCAAGUCCAGGUCCUGGUGGAGGAGAUGAAAGGAGGGAACUACACUUGCCACCUCAGUCCAAGUGGAGAAUACCUGAACCACACUAUGAUCUUAAUCCAGCUUAAUCCAGACAACAGGACAGUCAUAUUGGAAAACAGAGAAGGAGGUCACAUCCACUGCUCGGCACCAAACUAUACAGGAUUCUUUCACUGCUCCUGGAAAAGAACAGCGCUCAGAUCUGAUGCCAGUGUGGUUUUGGUUAAGGCUGAACGUUUUACCGAAGAUAUCCCCUGUGAGCUGGAUGCCGAUGCAUCAGGGGUUCGCUGCCAAGAUGCCCACUGCCCAUACAAAGAGGAGCAACAUCACAUUUCCUUCACCGUUUACAUACGCAGCCAUGCUCGUUUGGAGGCCUACACAAAGUCUUUCUACCUGAGAGAAAUCGUGAGACCGUCAAAACUCCCUAACCUGCACAUCAGUGAUGGGAAGGUGUUCAGCUGGGACUACCCUGAUACUUGGGAGAAACCCUGCGCCUAUUUUGGCCUACAGUUUGAGGUCAAGCUGGUGCACAGUGGACAUCCCUGCAACAGUGACAAUCAAAUAAUUAAUAUCACCACUGAUACAACCAAAUACGAGGUUGGCGUUAAGACCAAGAAGUAUGUUUUCUGUGUGCGAGCUCAGGACAAGUUCACCAGAGGGCCGUGGAGCCACUGGAGUCAGUGCACAGUGAACAAACAUAACGUGGCAUGCUAAGCGUUAGCCGCUGGACUCUGCUGCCGCACCAGAAAGAGGAAAACAGUUUUUAAAAAUAUUAUAAUUCAGAAGAAAAAAAAAUGGUCUAAUACAUUUUUUCAAGUGAUGCACAACAUAUGA